This is a messenger RNA of Cylicostephanus goldi, 363 nucleotides long. The record is from the annotation of a GenBank genome assembly. Lineage: Eukaryota; Metazoa; Nematoda; Chromadorea; Rhabditida; Strongylidae.
AUGGUCAAGAAUAUUCUUUGUCAUGCGAUUUAUCAGCUUGUGAUCUUGUUUACCAUCUUCUAUUAUGGUAAGCAUUUACGAAAGUUUUCAAGCGAUCAAAUCUUCAAUAUCAAGUCAGGCCUGUACGCCCCACUCUUUGCCCCACCUUCACAACAUUUCACAAUUGUAUUCAACGCCUUUGUAAUGAUGACUAUCUUCAAUGAAAUCAACGCUAGAAAAGUUCAUGGCGAGAGAAACGUCUUCAAGGGUCUUCUCAAAAAUCGUGUGUUCUGUGUGAUUUGGCUCUCUACAUUCAUUGGACAAAUUCUCAUCACCCAGUUUGGUGGUGCAUGGUUUUCAACUGCUCCACUGAACGGCACACAG